AUGAACCGCCCCAUCCAGGUGAAGCCGGCUGACAGCGAGGGCCGAGGAGAAGACAGGAAGCUCUUUGUGGGCAUGCUGGGGAAGCAGCAGAGCGAGGAUGACGUCCGGCGCCUCUUCGAGCCCUUCGGCCAAAUCGAGGAGUGCACCAUCCUCCGAGGGCCUGACGGAGCCAGCAAAGGUUGUGCCUUUGUGAAAUACGGCAGCCACGCCGAGGCACAGGCUGCCAUCAAUAACCUGCACGGCAGCCAAACCAUGCCGGGUGCCUCGUCCAGCCUGGUGGUGAAGUUUGCGGACACGGAUAAAGAGAGGACCCUGCGGCGGAUGCAUCAGAUGGCGGGGCAGCUGGGCAUCUUCAACCCCAUGACCAUCCAGUUUGGCGCCUACGGGGCCUAUACACAAGCGAUCAUGCAGCAGCAGGCGGCCCUGAUGGCGGCGGCGCAA
Molecule: messenger RNA, 441 nt
Organism: Merops nubicus (carmine bee-eater)
Lineage: Eukaryota; Metazoa; Chordata; Aves; Coraciiformes; Meropidae
Product: CUGBP Elav-like family member 4
Exons: 5
Biological process (GO): regulation of alternative mRNA splicing, via spliceosome; mRNA splice site recognition
Cellular component (GO): nucleus; ribonucleoprotein complex; cytoplasm
Molecular function (GO): mRNA binding
Source: RefSeq, a predicted model, not a curated record